Messenger RNA from Debaryomyces fabryi, 1170 nucleotides. Its product is annotated as glycosyltransferase family 15 protein. The record is from RefSeq and is a predicted model, not a curated record. The transcript has a single exon. Gene Ontology annotation, biological process: protein N-linked glycosylation; cell wall mannoprotein biosynthetic process; protein O-linked glycosylation. Gene Ontology annotation, cellular component: membrane; Golgi apparatus. The coding region runs from base 1 to 1170 and encodes 389 amino acids. NCBI's taxonomy places the organism in Eukaryota, Fungi, Ascomycota, Pichiomycetes, Serinales, Debaryomycetaceae. Gene Ontology annotation, molecular function: alpha-1,2-mannosyltransferase activity.
AUGGGCGGUGAUAGCAGUAUUGCGGUAGAUAUGUCCAGGCAACCGAUAAAGAAUAACGAUAAGGAACAGGAACAGGGGAGAAUCCAGAUCGAAGAGGCAGAAACUGAUGAAGCUACGGAUCACGAGGUGGUCCACUCGGUCGUAGUCCAAGGUCAGGAUACGGAGGCUAAGGAUUCCAGUGAUGCAUCUCCUGACAAACGAGUGAAAGCAACUUUUGUGACGUUGGCUAGAAACUCGGAAUUGUAUGAUUUGAUCAAAUCUGUGAGGAGAGUAGAGGAUCGAUUCAAUCGCAAAUUCAACUACGAUUGGGUGUUCUUGAAUGAUGAACCAUUCACCGACGAAUUCAAGAAUUUGACCACAUCAAUUGUUUCGGGAAAGACCAAAUAUGGGUUAAUUCCUACAGAACAUUGGUCAUAUCCUGACUGGAUCGAUAUGAAGAAAGCUGCCGAAUCGAGAGCAGCCAUGAAAGCUGCCCGUAUUAUCUACGGAGACUCUGAGUCCUACAGACACAUGUGUCGUUUUGAGUCUGGGUUUUUCUGGCAAAAUCCAUUGCUAGACGAAUACGAUUGGUAUUGGAGAGUCGAGCCAGGUAUCCAGAUCCAUUGCGAUUUGGAUUACGAUCUUUUUAAGUAUAUGGAGGACAAUAACAAGGUAUAUGGAUUCACAAUUUCGAUCUAUGAGUUCGAAAAGACCAUUCCAUCGUUGUGGGGCCAUGUCAAGGACUUUAUAAAGAAAAAUCCUCAAUACUUGGCUGAGGACAAUCUUAUGGAUUUCAUUUCCGACAACAAGGGUGAAACGUAUAACUUGUGUCACUUCUGGUCCAAUUUUGAGGUGGCAUCAUUGAAAUUCUGGCGUUCACAGGCUUACAGAGACUUUUUUGAAUACUUAGACAAAACUGGAGGCUUUUUCUAUGAGAGAUGGGGCGAUGCCCCCAUCCACUCAAUUGCUGCGGCACUUUUCCUUUCAAAGAACCAGGUCCACUAUUUCGAAGACGUAGGCUACAACCACGGAGUCUACACCCAGUGUCCUCUUAAUGCCCAAUUCAGAUACGAUCACAAGUGCCACUGUGAUCCCGAAUCUGAUUUCACCUUCAGAGGCUACUCGUGUGGUACCAAGUAUUACGAUGUAAUGAAGAAAGAAAAACCAAAGGAAUGGAUACACUAUACCUAG